Messenger RNA from Porites evermanni, 3976 nucleotides. The record is from the annotation of a GenBank genome assembly. NCBI's taxonomy places the organism in Eukaryota, Metazoa, Cnidaria, Anthozoa, Scleractinia, Poritidae.
AUGACCGAUGAGAACAAAAUUUAUUUAGAUUAUAAUGCUACAACUCCACUGGAACCGUCAGUGCUAUCAGCCAUCCAAGAUGCUCUACGAGAUGCCUGGGGAAAUCCCAGCAGUUCCUAUGCUGCGGGAAAGAAAGCAAGUCACGUAAUCAAACGAGCCCGAACCUCAAUAGCUUCCAUGAUUGGGGCGUCAAGCGGUGACAUCAUAUUCCUGUCAGGUGGUACUGAGGGAAACAACAUGGUUAUUCACUCUGCUUUGGAAUAUUUCCAUGGCUUUAAUGAUCAGCCAGACUGCAAGCCACAUGUCAUUACAUCCAAUCUGGAACAUGAUUCAAUCCAACUUCCACUCCUGAAACUUAAAGAACAAGGCAAGAUUGAUGUGACUUUUGUUCCUGCUUCACCAGACUCUGGUGCUGUUACUGCAGAGGGGAUACUGCAGGAAGUGAGACCCAGUACGUGUUUAGUUACUGUUAUGAUGGCCAACAAUGAAACAGGAGUGAUUCAGGUGAUUGACGUGAAAAUUGUUACAGUCGAACCUCCAUUAAGCGGUCCCCUGGGGUACUGGCAAGUGGCCGCUUUGUGGAGGUUGGCCACUCAAUAGGGGUUCAUCAUAAAUUAGUAUAAUCUUUAAACUAAAUUUUUUUUCUGCGUGAAAUUCCUAAUGUGAUCAUCUUACACUUUUCUAUUUCUGGGGAGAAGGGUGGAUAAAAAUAAAUUUGGUUGCUAGGUGGCCCAUCACUCCUGUCAGCUUAAAAGCUUUUCAGGCUGAAUAGGUUUUUCUUGGUUUGCCAACAAAAAUAUUGCCAGCCCUUAGGAGUUACAAAGGGUCUAUGCACUUAUUAUUAUUACUUACUACCGCAGUCAAACAUCAGUACAAUGAACCCUCUCAAAACAAAGUCCCUAGUAUAAUGAGCGACAUUGUCCACCCUAAUAAUGCAGCAUGCAAAGAAAGUAGUGUCCGAUAGCCCAGGGGCUAGUGGAUUUUGCUAUCGGGCUAGUGAAUUCUGUUUUUAACUUGCCCGACAGGCAAGUGACGUUUUUUGAGAAAUUUGAAUAUCAGAAGAACUGUGAAAAUAAUUCUGCUUGUCAAAAAGCGUUUGGGGCUAGUUGAAAUGACGUCUGGGCUAGUAAAUGCUAGCUUCAGCUUGCCCGAAUGGCAACCUGUAAAAAGGAUUUUCUUUGCACCCUGUAAUGUAAAAAUUUCUGGAAAAGUACAUCAUGAUAACCAAAACCUUGUUGUAGCGAAAAUAUUUUGCCAGCUCCUUGGCCCUUUGCGUAUUGAGGUUCUACUGUAACAAAAAGAAUUUGCUUAAAAAUCAGACUGUUUUUGAUAAAGCAGUUACUGUCCCAAGAAAUAUCAGGAGAGGUUUGAUGCAUGCUCAUCUGCUUAAGAUUUCAACCUGUUGCAAACCCUGAGAACUGAUUUGCUAAUAAUGGACAGCUCUCCUGUUCAUUAUAACUUGAGAUAUUAUUUUCUUUUGUUUGCUUGUUCUUGCAGCCAAUUGAGGACAUUUCAAAGACCAUUAGAAGUCGAAACAAGAGUCGUUUAUCUAAAAAACUCCCCAGGAUUCUUAUUCAUACAGAUGCUGCUCAAGCCAUAGGCAAGAUUAAAGUUGACAUAGAUGAGCUAGAGGUGGAUUACCUUACAGUUGUUGGACACAAGUUUUAUGGACCUCGAAUUGGUAUGAUUGACAACGACACCUAUUUGGCAAAUUGUUGAAACUAAUAGAUACUGGAUUAGAUUUUUAGAUUAUCGCACCCUAAGCAGUACCAAACCACAAAUUUUACUUACUUUUAGAAGUAACAAUCACCCCUGCUAUUUUUAUAGGGAGGUGGCCUCCCUUCCCCACCCUAACACCCAUGGAGAAAGACCUGGCACUCUGUAUUUCCUAUUUUUGAUAUACAUUUGAUUGAAUUUCUCUGUCAUGGAAGUUGACUGUGGGUUCCAUUGUUUUGUCAGGGCGUGACAGGGUGUGGUUGGCUUAAGUCCUGGAUUUUGGGUCAUCACUUUUUUUUUUCCAAAUUUCAUGCCAGUGUUAUAUUUCGUGUAUCUCUAGGGGCACUCUUUGUGCGUGAUCCAGAGACUGUCACACCGCUUUACCCAAUAUUUUAUGGAGGAGGUCAAGAGAGAAAUUUCAGACCAGGAACGGAAAACACAGGCAUGAUAGCUGGGUUGGGAGAAGCUUCGCAGUUGGUGGUUGACAAUUUGGAUCAAUACUAUGAAAAUAUGAAAACAUGAAAAUGGUACGUGAAUGUUAUGGUUCACAACAACUCAGUAAAGCAUUUUCUAUCCUGAUGUUGAAGAGGCCAGCAAUGCUGACGUCAUCAGGCUGAAUCAGGCUGGCAAAUGUGAGAUGUUUUAUCUGAUCCAGCACAAAGACACCAGCUGCUUGAUCGAUGUUAGUGUUAAUCUGUUGUUUACAAUGGAUUCUUCAUAGGCUUUUCUCACUUUUUGUAAGAAGCUAAUUAGCCUGUAAAGCAGGCACUUGGAAGUUGCAGAGAAUUAAACAAACAUAUGGACAGCACUCAUAUAUGUUCAGUGCUGCAAGCUUGUGGAACAGACUUCCUGAGGAGUUAAAAGACUGCUCUACCUUGAUGUCUUUCGAAAACAAACUUAAGCAAAUUGAAGUUUGUAAAUUGUAAUGGACAAUCAUUAGCAAUUCCUCAUUUAGUUUAUCUUUAAAUUCUCCCCUAUGAAUCAUAGUUUUUUGACUGAAUUUUUGUUUUUUAAUUUAUUUUUCUGAGGGCCAGAUGUAGAUUAUCGAGAGAUGUUAAGUUCUACCCUCAAUAAAAAACGUUUUAUUAUUAUUAUUACUAUUAUUAUUAUUAUGGGGGCAAGAAAGAAUGGGGCGCGCAAGGGGAACACACUGAAAGAGAGGCUGCAUGUCUCCAUCGCGUGCCCCAUUCUUUCUUGCACACAUCUUACUCCUACGUGCCUGCUGCCCUGCUACAUAAGUUAGAAACUAAUAAGCAUGCAUGACUUUCAGCAAACGAAGAUAUAGUGAUAUACUGUUUCGGCUCAGCUUGGUGGGUUUUGGUCAAGGGGUGGUGAAAUUUUCUGUAAAAGUAAAAGCAUGAGCAAAGACUGAGGGAUUCUUGGCGUGAAUGAUAGACUAUCACAAAAUUGUUUCCGUAGCCUGCGAACGGCAGACGUUUCUCCUCGCUCAUCGCCGCUGAGGGACGAUGAGCGAGGAGAAACUUCUGCCAUUCGCAGGCUAUUGUUUCCGUCAAAAUGUUACCACCAAAUUUCAAAAACUCAAAGCCUCGUGAAAAUGAAAGAUGUUAAAACUGUAUUUGACCAUAACUAAACGAUUUCUCGCACGCUGAUUGGUUGAGAGCUAUAUGUUCGAUAAGGGUUUUUGGAGUGAAACCACUCGCCUGCGGCUCGUGGUUCCACUUGAAUUUUGAACAUUUUGACGUCAUUUCUAUGGUCGAUAAAAGAACAGACCAUGGAAAAUAAUAUUGUUGUCGAUUUGUUAAUUUGUUUUUAAAACGUAGGUGGCUAGAGUGGUUGAUAAAUAAGAUGUUUUGUUUGAGCGUACGACAACCCAAAUGUUGUGACUGCUUAGAAGGAUAAUCUUUUCUUUUUUCUUUUUAAUGUUUCAAAGGUGAGGGAUUAUCUUGAGUCUAGGCUGAAAGAGACGUUUGAAGACAACAUUCAAUUCAACGGAAAAUUCGAUACAAGCGAACGAAUUCCCAACACGUGUAAUGUGUCCUUUCUGGGAAGAGGUCUCGAAGGUCGGAAGAUCUUAGCAGCUGUCAAAAAGCUGCAAGCCAGUGUUGGCGCUGCUUGUCACUCGGAUGCUGUUUCACGGCCAUCUCCCAUCCUAACAGCGAUCGGCAUUCCCCAUGAUGUUGCCAUGAAUGCUCUGCGGCUGAGUGUUGGACGAUACACCUCCAAAAACGACAUUGAUAUUAUAUUAGAGGAUCUUGAAGUUGUUGUUAAGACUCUUAAAAAAGACUUCAUUACGGUCUAA